AUGGCGGAUGAAAAUUUAACAUUUGAAACUUCGACUUCGUACAUAGAUAAACAGUUUUGGGAUUACUUUGACGGAUCUUCAUCACUAAAUGUGUCCAUUAAGGAUGUGAUACCUCGCGAUCAGGGGAUAGUUAUAACGACAUAUGCAGCUCUGAUGACAAUGGGCGGGCUAGGAAACCUGGCUGUGCUUAUAACGUUGGCCAAAUCUAGACGUAGGAAGUCUAGAGUGGAUCUUUUAAUGACUCAUUUGGCUGUCGCGGAUGUGUGUGUGACAUGCGGUGUUAUUCCUUUGGAGAUUGGAUGGAAAUACACGAAUGCCUGGUUAGCUGGUAACCUGAUGUGCAAAGUGCUCUUGGUGAUGCGAGCUUUUGGCCUGUAUUUGUCGUCAAACGUGCUCGUCUGCAUUUCUUUAGAUCGAUACUUCGCUGUGGUGUACCCCCUUAGGCUAUCUGUUGCCCGCAGAAGAAGCAAGCAGAUGCUGUACUGCGCAUGGGCAAUUGCGCUGGCCUGUAGUCUACCACAGAGCCUCGUAUUUCGUGUCAAACGCCAUCCCCACGUGGCCGGAUUUGAGCAAUGCGUGUCCUUUGACGCGUUUGCGAGCGAUGGGCUAGAGAUCGCGUACAAUGUGUUCUGCGCAUGCGCCAUGUACUUCGUGCCUCUUCUUGUAAUUACCGCGUGCUACGUGCGCAUCUUCUGCGAGAUCCAAGCCAGCAGCAGGGAGUUAUCAGAGAAAUACGAGCAUUCAAACGGAAUCGGGCAUGUGCGCCUGCGCAGAUCCGACUGUCGCGUUUUGGAACGAGCAAGGCAGCGAACUCUGCGAAUGACAGUUAUCAUUGUGUUCGUGUUUGCGCUCUGCUGGUUACCCUAUGCUACUAUGGCUAUGUGGUACAUGGUAGAUAGAGAAUCGGCAUCACGAGUGCCACCCCGAGUCCAGGACCUUCUCUUCGCGAUGGCUGUCUCCAACUCUUGCAUGAACCCUCUCGUGUACGGUACGUACACUUUGCGAGUGAACGGGUCUUUGCAGAGGUUGCUGAAGAAUAUAUGUUGUAUGUCCGGAAGCGGUUCUGACACCUUAGGUACAUCUAGUUCUUCUAAGAAUAAGAAAGUGGAUCCGCAUCCUAUGACUUCUAUUAAGAAUGGAGCGGUGAAACCAAAGCUAGGAGUUAGAUUUGCGGACACAUCUCUAAGCGCUCUAGGAGAGCGCGCUGAAGUGUCACCACGGUGUCGAGCUCCCGCCUGA
Messenger RNA from Leptosia nina, 1239 nucleotides. Lineage: Eukaryota; Metazoa; Arthropoda; Insecta; Lepidoptera; Pieridae. The record is from the annotation of a GenBank genome assembly.